Messenger RNA from Pyrenophora tritici-repentis Pt-1C-BFP, 225 nucleotides. Lineage: Eukaryota; Fungi; Ascomycota; Dothideomycetes; Pleosporales; Pleosporaceae. The record is from RefSeq and is a predicted model, not a curated record.
AUGGCCACCACCGGCCUCGCCGUCCCCGUAAUCUAUACGAACGCCGCUGACGAGGUUCUCCCGGACAGUGGUUCAUUUCUCCUUUCUACAUCCAUAGGGCGAACAUCCACCUCUUUACAACUCUCCUUUCUUUCAACCACCGCCUACAUCUCCUCUGCCUCCACUACCUUCACUUUCAUCCUCCUCUUCCUUGCUCCCGACCCAAGUUCUGUAUAUCCCCUCUGA